GAGGUCAUAGAAAGUGGGUGUGGCCAGGAGAGCAGCUAUGCUGAGCAGAGGGCAAUUUCUGCUACUCCAGCUUCUGUACACUUUUACAAAUCUCUCCGAGCUGAUCCUGAGUAGUCCUCUGCUUGUGACAGGUGAACACAGAUCUUCCUCCACUGGGCCUCCUUCCACCCCACUCAUCCCCAGCAGCACUCGUGCAGGAAACCCGGGGAAUGCCACCGAGGCGGAUUUGUCCCGACAUCAGCCGCUCUGGUUUGAUUAUCCCGACACAGAUGAGAAGAAGAUCCUUGCUGUUUACAAGCUCAUUGGAGAGCAGCCUGAGUAUAUUCCCCCAAGUUCAUUCCCUCACCAGCUGCGUUAUAUCCUAGUGGGAUCCAUUAUACUCAUCCUGCUGUUCUUCCUCUAUCAGAUCAUAUCGAAAGUGAUCUUCAAGAAGUCAAAUGCAGGAUAAACAUCCAGCUGAUCAGCAGAUACGGCUCUGUAGUCAGCCAACCACUCUUUGUCUUUUCCUCUGUUCAAUAAAAGGCUAUUGAAUGA
Podarcis raffonei (Aeolian wall lizard) is the source of this 534-nucleotide messenger RNA. RefSeq names its product chromosome 13 C16orf92 homolog (gene FIMP1). The coding region runs from base 38 to 448 and encodes 136 amino acids. Gene Ontology annotation, biological process: fusion of sperm to egg plasma membrane involved in single fertilization. The transcript has 4 exons. The record is from RefSeq and is a predicted model, not a curated record. NCBI's taxonomy places the organism in Eukaryota, Metazoa, Chordata, Lepidosauria, Squamata, Lacertidae.